This is a messenger RNA of Brugia malayi, 165 nucleotides long. RefSeq lists its product as uncharacterized. The record is from RefSeq and is a predicted model, not a curated record. The coding region runs from base 1 to 165 and encodes 54 amino acids. Lineage: Eukaryota; Metazoa; Nematoda; Chromadorea; Rhabditida; Onchocercidae. The transcript is spliced from 3 exons.
AUGGUAAACGUAAAUUUUGCCACUGAAAGCGGUAUUUGUAAAGACAAAGUUCACAUAUUGCUGGACGCUUCAAUUUAUGAGCGCAAAUUGUCAACCAGUGCUGAACAGGAACCGGUACAACGACACGGGGAAAUGAGCGGAUCCUCAGAACUACCAAAACUGUGA